GGAAUUAGCUGCUACUUAUGCAUGGAAAACGGCAGAGAGUUCAAUGCGAAUGUCUAGGAAACGAUCCCUUCCCAAAGUGCCAGAAACCCUUCAAGCACUAGGCAACCAAUUUAAUGCUGGGUUAUUACAAAGAUUUGAAGCUUGUGGUGAAUUCAUAUAUAAAGGUUGUGUAGAAGAUACUUUGGGAAAUCAUUGUAUAGUUUUAGCUUCCCAAGUAUUAAUUAACCGCACAAUGGAAAUGGAAGUCACAGAAAUUCAUGUGGACGCGACAUUCAAAGUGGUCCCAUCCACACCGCAUUGUUACCAGCUGUUAGUUAUACAUGCCAUGGUAGAUAAACAUAGUAUACCUUUAGUGUAUGUUUUGAUGGAGAGAAAAACUACACAGUCAUAUGAUGUAGCUCUUCAAUUCAUCAAACAUAAUUUACUACCAGACUUUAGGCCAACUGUUAUUGUGACAGAUUUUGAAACCGCUUUAAGGGAAAUGCUUAUAAGGCAUUUUCCAACUGCAACUGCUCAUGGUUGCUGGUUCCAUAUCAACCAAGCAGUAUGGCGAAAGAUGAAAAAGCUUGGAUACUUACAAUUAGUAAAUAACAAUGAAUUAGCUUUAAAAACACUCAAAAUGCUCAUGGUUCUACCGUUACUUCCUGCUCGAAGAAUUGAGGAAGGCUUUAUUGACAUUAAACAAUAUGCGAUUGUUCAUCAUGUUAAUUUACGCAGAUUAUUUAAUUAUUAUGAACGAUUUUGGUUGCGCAAAAUAGGUGCUCCAUUGAUAUCAGUGUACAAAAAAAAAUUUAGGACCAACAACAACGUUGAGUCCUUCCAUAAUAAAUUAAGGCAAACAUUUCAGACUUCUCACCCAAAUAUUUGGGCAUUUUUAAGUAACAUUUGCAAACUUAAUGACUUAUAUUUAAUAAAAAUCAAUCAACUUGAUAAUGGUUUGGCUAUCUCGCGUAAUACGCGUUCAAAAUAUGUGGCCAACGAUUUACGCAUUAAAACUGCAAGUAGACAACUUCGCCAAGGCUUGAUAACCAUAAGAAUGUUUCUGUUAAAAUGCUCCUAUAGUGUAGCCAGUUAUGAGGAGAGGAUGCGUGCAAUGGUAUUAAUGCAAAAUAUUAAUGAAGAAAAUGCACCUAAUGGUCAGGGUGAACAAAACGAUGAAGAACGUGUCUUUGAAUAUGAUGAAUUUGUUGCAAAUGUUAUGUCACCAGAAGGUCAGGGUGAACAAAACGAUGAAGAACGUGUCUUUGAAUAUGAUGAAUUUGUUGCAAAUGUUAUGUCACCAGAAGGUCAGGGUGAACAAAACGAUGAAGAACGUGUCUUUGAAGAUGAUGAAAAUGAUUUUAUUAUCCCAGAGGAUAGAGAAAUGAAUAUUUGGCAACAAUUAUUUAUGAAUGAUUCUGAUGAAGAUGUACAUGAUAUACCAUUUGUACAAGUACCUCAGAACUUGGGGGAACUUUAUCCACCCCACUACGAAUGGAUUGAUUUGCCGUAA
This is a messenger RNA of Aphis gossypii (cotton aphid), 1492 nucleotides long. RefSeq lists its product as uncharacterized. Bases 44 to 1492 code for a protein of 482 amino acids. The record is from RefSeq and is a predicted model, not a curated record. NCBI's taxonomy places the organism in Eukaryota, Metazoa, Arthropoda, Insecta, Hemiptera, Aphididae. The transcript is spliced from 10 exons.